UUCUGCCUUAUCUUUAAAAAGAAAAAAAAAAUAGUAUGUAAAAAAAUGUGCAGUUUUCAGACUGCUGCGCAUCUGAUAGAAGGAAUGAUGGGCUGUAGUAUCCGAUAGCAGUGGACUUAGUUUGACAUCCCAGAGGCCUUUAUUUCUUUCCUAUGUCAUUCAGUGAACAGCAUGCUUACCUGGAGUGUCUGAUUGCAGUUCAGUGUUAACAUGUGCUCAGAAGGAUUUGAAGAUGUGUCUGAACAAUAAGCCCUCAAGUACUAGGCUAAAGUAUAGAAAUGGCUGUCGAUUUCCAUUACAUAGGCUACUGCAGUUAUCUAAGAAAUUGGACAUUAAUGUAACUGGAAAAAUAUUUUGCCUAGCAAGUCAUGAGAUACUUGAGAAUGGAACCUAAACCUCGUGACUUGAGCCCAACUUGGUUUCUAGUUGAAGAAAUUAUGCUGCUUUCAAAUUAAAUUAAAAAAAAAAAAAAAAAUCCAACAGCUGAUACUAUGGAAGUUUUGGACAUCCUUAACUAGUUAGACUGGAGCAGAUCUGUAAAGUAUGCAAAUCUUUAGAUAUUUGAAAACAUCCUCUGGCAGUAAGGAAUCCUGUUGGCUUGUUUCUGUGAAAGGUACUUCCUGGAGCAUAACAAAAGAAAAAGCUGAAGUCUCGCUGCAGACCUCUGUCCAUAUAACUGUUGAAAUCCCAGCAUUGCAGCUCCUGUAGAGAAUGCCUGCUUCUUAGCAAAAGCACUUAACUGAUAACUUUAAGAGUGAUAUCUUGUUCAGCAGUAUGCAUUUAAUAUGUGUUCACCUCAGUUGUUGAUGAUCUCAUAUGCGACAUCUAGAUGCCAUUGCCUCCAGGCCAGUCACUGGAUAGAGCUGAUGGCAAGAGUGAAAUGCCUCAGGUUCUGAAUAUAUUCACUCCAUAGUGAAUUGUAGUUGUCUUAUUAAGAGACAAGAAUGGUCUUGAAUAAGUGGAUUAUCAUACUUUCACUAAAUGGUGGGUGAUGAAAAUAAUUGCAGCGUAAGGAUAAUGUUAUUUCUUACAGAGAAAAGGCACAAACACAAAACAUUCUUUAGAACUGCAGGGCAAAGAUUUGUUUACUCCAUACUGGAUUGUCCUUUUUCUGGCAAGGACUGGCCUUCAUUUUGAAUCCCACGCUAAUAGCUGCUGAUUUUUGUCGUGUCCCUGCUGGAACUAGGCUUAAUUUCUUUUGUUAAUAAAAGGAGUUUCAUCUAUGUUUCAUGCUGCUUAGUUGUGAUAAAGUCUGGUCACUUCUUGCUUUAUUUUAACGUAUUAGCAGGUUAUCUAUUAAGGCUUUAUGGGGUUAAAAUAAAUCUAGAUGUGUUUACACAGCAUCUGCUUUAAUGCAGUAGGCACAGCUGUUUUUGGAUGUAUUCUGGCUAGAUUCCAACACAGGCAGUCACAUUUUCCCUGUUUCUGAACUCCUUUGUAGCUUAAGUUGUCAGCCAAGAACAUGAGAAUUGCAAGUAGGCUGCUAUACCUGUUUAUUUCAAAAAAAUGAUCUAUUAAGGGUCCUAUUGCUGUGAGAAGAAAUUUUAAAAAUCAGGUUUUUAUUAAUUCAUCUGGAAUUGUGUUUCAUUCUAUUAGCUUUUGAAUGUUUAGGAUUCAGUUUCAAUUCUUUCAAGUGAUAGAAGCUAAAAGCUUUAAAGUGAUCUGCAAGAGUGGUUUAUUUGUGUAAGACGAAGCAUUCAGGCUUUUAUUUGUGGAGGAUCAAACAUCAUAAAGCUUAGGAUAUAAUCGUGACAGCUGGCAGGAUGGCAAUAGGCAGUGGCCAGUUGAGAGUAGGACGUAGGCAGAGAAAAAGGGCAGGCUGAGGUAACAUCUUUCUGAAAGAAAGAGGCCUGCAGGUUGGCCCCAGAAAAAUUUGAUUCUAAGGGGGAACAACAAUUAUCUCUGUAUUUUUAAUUAGACAUUAACAGAAUUCCAUUAUUGCUUCUUCUGACAAGGGGAACAUAGAUAGUCAUGCAUCAGCAGUCGGGUGCAUUGUAUCUUUAAAACUUUGAGGUGCUCCUGCUUGUUGGAGGUGAUGACAUUUUGUGUUGGUUUUCCUGUUAGUUUAUCCUGUAGACUUUGUUUAUUGUGUCAGAACUAGCUUAGACAGCAAAGUACAGGAUUGUUUUUGCAUGUGGAAAAGUUGUGACUUUUAUUUGAACUGUCCCACAUGGGAUAACUGUAGAAUUUGAGUACUGUGUACCUUUUGUAGCUAGUUGCCAGGCAGGGAUUGACCAACAAGGAUUAAAGCAGCUGUAGCCUUUGAAUAAAAUUGCUUGCAGUAGUAUUUGCGGUUCUGUGUCACCUGGAGCAUUUCUGACAUUGUUGGAAGCUUCUGUUUGGAGCUAUAUGCUGUCUAGGCUUGUCAACGAUUGUCAAGGUUAUUGUCUCUUUUUCUCAGACACAGAUGAAGAACUUGCUCCUUCUGUUCCUGCUAGCAGAGAUGCUGCCUUCUGCAUUUUUAGGCCAUAGGAUGAGGCGGCAGACUGGUGUUUGGGGAAGCUGGGGUGAAUGGGGCAAGUGCAGUCGGAGCUGUGGUGGUGGAGUCAGUGUUCGGCAACGGCGCUGCUACUUCCAAAGGACAGAAAGUGCUUCCAGUUGCAUUGGACCAACUCGAAGCUAUCGCUCAUGCAAUAUUCAGAGCUGUCCGGAAAGUUCCAGAGAUUUCCGGGCAGAGCAGUGUGCAGAGUUUGACGGGACAGAAUUUCAAGGAAAGAAAUACAAGUGGCUUCCAUAUUAUGGAGCACCCAAUAAGUGUGAGUUAAACUGUAUUCCGAAGGGAGAAAACUUCUACUACAGACACAAGGAAACUGUGAUAGAUGGAACUACUUGUGAACCUGGCAAGCGGGAUAUCUGUGUAGAAGGAGUUUGUCAAGCUGUUGGCUGUGAUAACAUACUAGAAUCUACCAAGAAGGAGGACAAAUGCCUACAGUGUGGAGGAGAUAACAGCACCUGCUAUGAUGUGAAGGGUACUUUCGAUGUGCCCAACCUCCCCAAAGGGUACAAUCAAAUGUUCAUCAUCCCUGUGGGAGCCACCAGCAUCCAAAUCAAGGAGGUUAUGCCAAGCAGGAACUUUAUGGCUGUCAAGAAUGUGCAAGGGGAUUAUUAUCUGAAUGGGCAUUGGACAAUUGACUUCAGCCGAACGCUACAUAUAGCUAGCACAGUUAUGCACUAUGAUCGUGGCUCAGAAGGUGAUCUUGCCCCAGAGCUCCUCCAUGCCAGGGGUCCCACCACAGAGCCCUUGGUCAUUGAGCUCAUCAGUCAGGAGCCAAACCCAGGAGUACAGUAUGAAUACUACCUGCCUACACACAGACAGUCCACAGGUUACAGCUGGAGCUACAGUUCCUGGAGUGAGUGCAGCUCUGAGUGUGGAGGAGGCUUCCAAUCCCGUUUGGUGUUUUGUACCAUAGACAAUGAGAUUUAUCCAGACUAUAUGUGCAGUAACAAACCACGACCAGACAGUAACCGGACAUGUGGCCAUCAGGCUUGUCCCCAAACAAAAAGGACUUCUUACAUCUCUCCGCCACAAGCCUGGAGCCACGGUGGAGCACGGAGCUCUCAGAUGAAGAGGUGGAAAACAGGGGAGUGGGGACCCUGCUCAGCUACCUGCGGUGGAGGCACCCAGACUCGCUCUGUUUACUGUGUAGCAUUUGAUGGUCAGAACUCCCAGGGUGUUGUGGACAACGCUGAGUGUAUGGCCUUUGCACAGCAGCCUCACAGCAGUCAGCCCUGCAACAGGAGACAGUGUGCAACCUGGAGCACAGGGCCCUGGUCAGAGUGCUCAGCCAGCUGUGGGGAAGGUGUCCAGACCCGGACUGUCACCUGCAGAACGCAGCGGGGCUCUCAAGCUCAGGACUUUGCUUGUUUAAUGGAACCAAAGCCACCAGCCACCCAGCCCUGCCUUAAGGAGAACUGCAUCCAAGAAGUCGGCUGGCACGUUGGAGACUGGGGCCUGUGUUCAAAGAGCUGCAGUUCAGGCAUCCGGACACGCCAAGUUAUCUGUGCUGAUGGUGACUCCAAAUUCUACAGUGCUGAUAUAUGCAAAUCCAUCCAACCACAGAAGCCAGCCACCCUGGAUAGCUGCAACGUGCAGCCUUGCUACCUGCCACAGCAGGUCCCCAGUAUGCAGGACACUAUGGGAUAUGAUAUCAGUCGACAGUCUUUGCUGACGCGUUACAACCCAAACAGCCCUCCCACAGAUUCUGGUGAUGGAAGGUUGCUCCCUGGGAGCUCCACAGUUCACAGCAGCUCUAGGAAUCACCACAUCAAUUCCACUGAGGACCAUGGCAUCAACUUGUUGCCUGUUCGCUGGGAAUCCCAGUCACGAUCAUCAAAUUAUCAUCAGCUCAGCAUCACUCAGCACCCCACUGCAGGAACCAGAUCUCAGAACUGUUAUCAGACCCCACAUGGCUGCUGUCCAGAUGGACACACUCCAGCUUCAGGCCCUUUGGGGAGAGGUUGUUCCUUCAACACCUGUCACCAAAACAGGUAUGGAUGCUGUCCUGAUGGAGUAUCAGCUGCCCAAGGUCCAAACAACGUGGGAUGCCCACAGCAUGACAGUGAUGUUCAUAUGAGAAGAAAUCAGCCUGCUGCAGCUGUUCCAACAGCAAGCCAAGCCUUAUCCCAGCAGCACCCCUCUGGCGAGUGCCGCAGUUCAGUGUACGGCUGCUGUUUUGACAGUGUCGCUUCGGCUGCAGGUCCUGAAGGGGAAGGAUGUCUCAAUAGGCCCAACUACCCAUAUCCUGUCAUGUGCCUGCUGCCCAGUGCUCACGGCCCCUGUGCGAACUGGACCACUCGCUGGUACUUUGUGACUGUUGUUGGCAAGUGCAACCGGUUCUGGUAUGGCGGCUGCCAUGGCAAUAAAAACAGCUUUGCUUCAGAGGAGGAAUGCAUGAGAGUGUGUCAUAGCUCUGUGGGGAUUAGUCCCUUGGAGCACCAGCCCUCUUCUGGCACAGGAGCCCUGCAACGGCAGGACACUGGCUCUCAUUUUCAUAUGGGUGCUGCUCAGGGUAAGCAGCAGCACCUGCCAAGAGAGUCUUCAAGUCAUGGCCAAGAAGGAAGAUCCUACGGGGCUUCAAACCCCUCGCAGAACAGACAUGGAGAGAACUCCUGGAGAAGAACCAUUCUGGAGGAAGCCAAGCUCUCUCUUGUGACAGCAGUCAAGGGACAAAACAUUCAACUGGCCUGCAAGGCAAGCAUGUCCCCCUUCUCCAAGGUGGAGUGGAUGAAGGAUGGCCAGACAGUCUCCUCUGACAGGCACAUCUACCAGUCUGACAGCUCUUUAGUUAUCAGCCACGUCAAGCUGGAGGAUGCUGGGACUUACACAUGCCUCAUUUCUGAUGGGAGGACAGAGAGACAGCGGCAGAUUCAGUUACAGAUCAUAGAGUACCAGAGUGCUGUUCUGGCAGAGGGUGAGAGAGGUCAGGUCCUUCACAAGGAAAAUCAGCAGCACCGAGAGCUACCCAGAGACGGGAAGGUUGUACAGGCAGCCGGUUCCUCUGUGCAUCAGCAAUUCACAUAUAGGUUGAGAAUGGACAAGAGCGAGCCCUCAGUAGUGGAGGCCAAAGUUGGGGAGAGAGUCAGACUGCCCUGCACAGUGGAAGCAUCUCCAGCUCUCACCAUUGAGUGGCAGAAAGAUGGGCAGCCCCUCUCCCCUCCCAGACACAGACAGCAGUCAGACGGGGCCCUGGUGAUCAGCCGGGUUAGCUCUGAGGACGCCGGCUUCUUUACCUGCAUCGCCUCGAAUGGACGUGACCAGGACCAGCGCCAGGUCCUGCUCCGACCUCUAGGAGGGCUGAGGAUUACUGGUCUUCUGCCGAGCAUUAAGGUAUCUGAAGGAGAAACUGCUCAACUUCAUUGUACAGUGACUGGCAACAAUGUGAAUAUAAGGUGGUCAAGAAAUGGAGUCCCAGUGAGGGCAGAUGGCCGCCGCGUCCACCUGUCCCAGGAUGGAAGCCUGACCAUAAGCAAUGUUCACUUGGCUGACGAGGGAUCCUACACAUGCAGCGCCUACAGCAGCAGCAACUCUGUCAGUGCCAGCACAGAGGUGAAAGUGUUGAGGAGCAGGCCCAGCACAACUGUGAAUCACGUUGUGGACCCGAGCAGAGAAUGUGUGGACCAGCCGCACCUCGCCAACUGUGGGCUGAUCGUGCAGGCCCAGCUCUGCAGUAACGAGUACUAUGCCAGCUUCUGCUGUGCCAGCUGCUCUCGCUACCAGCCGCACGACAGCCCUCCUCAUCGCAGUGGGUGACAGACACCACCAAGGCCGUGUGGAACAGCAGGUGACAAGACAAGAAUCUUGAACUCUGUUCUUCUACUGUAUGAAACUGUUCUGGCAGCUCAAGAGGGCAGAUUUAAUGGUGUAGGGUGUAAUUGCCAAAAGGUGGGAGAACCACCAUCCUCAGGUUUAUUGCAAACUUCUUUCUUCUGACUCCUUGCAAUGUCUUCCUUGUAUGCCUUGCAAUAGCUCAUCCAUCUCUCCACAUAAUGGUAGUUGCUGCUUUUCACAGGAGGAGGUAGCACUGGGAAUACUCUCUCCAAAUGACUUUAGAGAGGGGAAAUAACCAGAAUGAAAGAUUCUUCAUAUAAGGAAAAGAGAAUAGCUCAAAAAAGCACCAUAGGCUGAAGUGUCUUAAGAUGGGCCUGAGCCGUCUUAACAGAAGGACUAAUGACCGAGGAACGUUUAUAAUGCUGAGGAGCAAAGGAAUCUGACCAUGACAAACAGCUUGGUGCAUGUAAAAUUAGCACUGAGGUGCUGUAAGAUUGCCAGCUCAGGAGAUGCAGCUGUGAUGUCACCUACUGCAGCUACGUACUGUAGCUGUUUUACUACAGCUCUCCUAAGUAGAAUUUAUCUUUGGGUCAGUUUGGUUUCCACUUAAAUGUAUUCAGCUCUGGAUUGAAAUGCAGAAAGCAAUGCUCCACAGAAAGCUUUGGACAAAAUGGAAAAAUGUAUUUAGCCUUUUCUGAAUGGUAGGGAUCAUUAACAUAACAACACUGUAGUAUGUUCUAAGAUGAUGCAGAUUAAACAUCAGUAUCUCUGGGAAGUAUUAUGAAGUUAGUUUGGUUUUUCCAGAACCAGAAUCGUGCUGUUGAAUUUAAUGCAAGUAUGGGCUUUUGCUAGCACUGUGCUGGGUAUCAGCUUGGAGAGGAGAGUAAUAUAAACACGUAAAUAGGUGUAGGGAUACUUGUCUUGCUGGAAUAAAUUUCCCAAUGAUCUGCUGUUGUCAGUAAGCUCCAGAAACACUUGGGUCUGCAUGUGGCCAGGGCUGAUUCUUGCUGUUAUGUGCCAACAAAUAGGGAUUUCCAGACACAGAGGCAAAGCAGUUAGAGCUAAAAAGCAUCCCUCCUGUCUGAACUAAUACAGAACACAGAGUGUCAGCUGGCAUGCAUGAGGCACUGAAAGAGAAAUCCCCGGGGAUUAAGGUGUGUGUGUGUGUGUGUGUGUGUGUGUGUGUAAGAUGGUAAGUAUAGGAUGGUUUGUUGACCCAGCAAAGGCACACCUUCAGUAACUCAAAACAGACUUAGACCUUCCAACCUUUUCUACAGUCUCAAUAUUCUUCCUCCAUAGCACUAGCCCUAGAAGCAGCCUCAUUCUGCACUACCUUCUGAGUCUUGGGUGGGUUGCUGGUAUUAAUUGGCACCAUUUAUUGGACGUAUAGAUGUAGCUAUACUUCUUUGCUGGUACAGUGAUGUGUAGUGCUGAUGUUGAUGUUUGCAGGUGGGUAGUAAGGGCUGUUUUUUGCGACAGCUUUGUGUUUUUUAGUUUGUUGCUUUUAGGUUGUGUUUUGAUUUUUUUUCCUAGUUCUGCUUCUCUAAUUUAAGGCUUCUAUGAAAGGAAGCUAAUUCUGGACUGUGAUCACACCACUCUCCUCUCCUUCAGUCCAGAACUGGCACUCAGGGCAGCAGUGAUAUGUGGGUGUAAAUCCCCAGGCUUGGCAGCCUAAAGCUGGUCUGAACUCUAAAUCCAGUAAAUCAGUUCAGCUGCAUCUAAAAAUAAGAAUUACCAACCUAAUGAUUGCCCUCUCUUCAGCACAGGUGUGGGUUCAAUACUGCACACGAUGCUUUAAGAUCUGAACAAACUGAACAGUCUAAAAGCAGUCCAGUAAAGGAACAAGAGGCUACAGACAGUUAAAAAGCUUUUUUUUCUUUUUUUUCUUUUUUUUAACUGUAUGGUACCACUCUGCUUUUUGAGACCAUGGACUGAUGAGAGGCUGUGUACGUUUCAGUCCUGUGUGGCAGGCACAGAGGGCAGCAAGGGGCUGUGAGCCCCCCCCCAGGAAGGUGGUUCCAAGUGGAUGGUGCCUGUAUCAGAUGCCUUUCUCCCAGAAUGAGCUGCCAUUUCUGUAAUACCAUCCCUUUCUUUGUUUCAGGGGCCCUGUUUUCUAAUAGUGCAGUCAGCUUUCAUUUAGGCUGUAUGAUUAGACACAGCAUGGUCAGGGAGCUCUGUCUCCAACCUGGUGAGAGCUGUAGUGGGCAUCUGUGUUCUGACAGACUGGACUUUUAACACUGAAGGAACGUUCUUUUUUUUUCUUUCUCUCAUUUAUUACUUGACCUCCUUUCAGAUGUGUAACCAUGGUAAUAAGGAUGGGAUCUGAAGGCAGUGUGUUGCUUCAAAUACAUGCCAUGGCUCUAGCAGUUAGUUAACUAAAGCAGUGUGUUUGCAUUUUCAUAUUUGGCAAGCAGAGAAUUUUCUUCUGUGUAGUAUCACUUAACCUCCUAAUCAAAUGUUUAUAUUAUUUGAGAAUCAAGAUAGUGGUUUUCUUCUCUAAACAAAGGAUCAUAGGAAGGUCAUUCUAUCCCCUUUACCCUUAUCUUCCAGGCAGAGGAAGGGUGUAGCUAUUUCCAUCUGAUCUCUGGGCACAGCUCUGACAGAACAAGGAACUAGUAGGAGAAAGGAAAAAAAAACCCCACAAAAACCACAGACCCAACCAACAUUAGAUCUCUAAGCGUAUGUGACUAUUUGCUAGCUUUCUGAAAGUCAAAUAAGCACAGGUACCAACUCCAAUACCAUAGGGUACUGGGGAUUGCUGCUGGUGCUGUACUCCACACAGGUAUGCUUAAGGUAAGAAAGAACCGGUAAAGAAAAAAGCCCCCAUUUUCUAGCCCACCUCUGUACUUGCCUGGAAAUGGCAACUGCUGGCAAGCUCAAAUGCUAGGGCCGAUGCAAGGCAGCAUUUCUCUCCUUUCAGGUUACAAAGUCUGACUUCGUAUUUUUCAGUAUAUCUAACACCAUGCACGUAAGCACGCAGUAAAAACCAACCACACUGAUAGGAUGGGUAUCAGCUUCCUGGGAGAACAGAAAGGAGUGAAAAUAUGGUGUCAUCCUGGGCAGCCCUUAGGAUCCUCCUUUUAAUAGCAAAGGAAAAGAAAGCCCAAGUGAGUAUUCCUUUCACCUGUUUUUCAAUGUUUGUGUUUUUGUCUUUGUAAGUGUUCAAUAUUAGAAAAUCCAGUGUUGCAAACCCAGAAACCAAUAUUUUCCAUAAAACCCUCCUUUGCAGAGCUUUUAAACAGCU
Molecule: messenger RNA, 9512 nt
Organism: Lagopus muta (rock ptarmigan)
Lineage: Eukaryota; Metazoa; Chordata; Aves; Galliformes; Phasianidae
Gene: PAPLN
Product: papilin, proteoglycan like sulfated glycoprotein
Exons: 28
Coding region: 2408-6250 (1280 amino acids)
Biological process (GO): extracellular matrix organization
Cellular component (GO): extracellular matrix
Molecular function (GO): metalloendopeptidase activity; serine-type endopeptidase inhibitor activity
Source: RefSeq, a predicted model, not a curated record